CCUGAUUUACAACAGAUUGUGUGACUGUACUGUAAAGAAAAUGGCAGAAACCGCGCCAGCUGCUGCCGCUCCGCCUGCUAAAGCGCCCAAGAAGAAAUCUGCUGUUAAAGCCAAGAAAUCGGGCCCAAGCGUGGGCGAACUCGUCGUCAAAGCUGUGUCGGCUUCCAAGGAGAGGAGCGGCGUGUCUCUCGCCGCCCUGAAGAAAGCUCUCGCUGCCGGCGGCUACGACGUGGAGAAGAACAACUCCCGCGUCAAGAUCGCUAUCAAGAGUCUGGUGACUAAAGGCACUCUGGUCCAGACCAAAGGAACCGGCGCUUCAGGAUCUUUCAAAUUCAACAAAAAACAAGCCGAGACAAAGAAGCCGGCGACGAAAGCCGCUCCUAAAGCAAAGAAGCCCGCUGCUGCUGCCAAGAAGCCGAAGACUGCAGCGGCAAAGAAGACCGCAGCAAAGAAAUCCCCCAAGAAGGCCAAGAAACCUGCCGCCACCGCCGCUAAAAAGGCAACGAAGAGCCCCAAGAAGGCGAAGAAGCCAGUGGCCCCCAAGAAAGCAACUAAGAGUCCAAACAAAGCUGCCAAAAGCCCAAAGAAGGUCAAGGCUGCCAAACCCAAGACGACAAAGAAAAAGAAGUAAAUUCCUUCUCCAGACUUUUCAUUAAAAGGGCUCUUUUAAGAGCCACCCACCAGCCCACUAAAGAGCAGCGUUUCACUGACAUCUUGAUAUGAUCUUGGUUGUGUUCUU
Molecule: messenger RNA, 739 nt
Organism: Triplophysa rosa
Lineage: Eukaryota; Metazoa; Chordata; Actinopteri; Cypriniformes; Nemacheilidae
Product: histone H1-like
Exons: 1
Coding region: 41-631 (196 amino acids)
Biological process (GO): negative regulation of DNA recombination; chromosome condensation; nucleosome assembly
Cellular component (GO): nucleus; nucleosome
Molecular function (GO): structural constituent of chromatin; double-stranded DNA binding; nucleosomal DNA binding
Source: RefSeq, a predicted model, not a curated record